UAGGGGAUGAGAAAAAAAAUCUCUACUAAAAUUGAGAGAAAAAAAGAAAUCCACCGUGUAUUAUUAGACGGAGACGAGAAUGCUGACACGCAAUUGCUGUCGGUGUCUAGCUAGAGCUGCGCCUCGCUCAAGAUCGGUACACGCUUCUACUGCCAGAACACAGCUCAGAACAUAUGCGUCGUCAACUUCUGUUGUCAACGCCGCAGCUCCUGCAGCAGGCAAGGCAGGCUUACUGGCGCCGUUUCUGACGGAAUUGGACAAGAAGGCCCCGAGCUUUGAUUUGAAGGGAGAGCAGAUCCGCGUGAUUAAGACACCGGCGGAAUUUUAUGAGACGCUCAAGGAACGCAUUCGGAAUGCCAAGUCUAGAGUCUUCCUCUCCACGCUGUACAUUGGAAAGUCGGAAAAGGAGCUUAUUGAGACGCUGCAGGAGGCGUUGCGCAACAAUGCCGAGCUCAAGGUGAGCAUUCUGACAGACGCUCUGCGUGGGACACGAGAGGCACCCAAGGCCUCGUGUGCGUCUCUACUGGCACCCCUCGUGUCUGAGUUUGGAGAAGACCGCGUGGAAAUCCGCAUGUACCACACGCCGAAUCUCACGGGCAUGCGCAAGAAGUACAUCCCGAAGCGCAUCAACGAGGGCUGGGGCUUGCAGCACAUGAAGUUGUACGGUAUUGACGACGAAAUCAUCAUGUCCGGUGCCAAUCUCUCCACUGACUACUUCACCAACCGCCAGGACCGCUACCACUUGUUCUCGUCCAAGGAGGUCACCGACCACUUUUGCAACAUCCACAACGGCGCCGGCUCACUCAGUUUCCUUGUUAAGCCUUCUGACGAGCCUGCUGGGUUUACGCUUGACUGGCCCGCGACAAACUCGGCACCGUCGCCGCUGGAAAGCCCGCAAUCCUUCAUCAAAGGCGCCACGGCGACCCUCACGCCGCUACUUACAGGAGCACAGUCUGCGCAGCCAAAGCCGUUCUCCGACACACGAGUCUAUCUCCUGGGCCAAAUGUCGCAGAUCAUCAAGCCCGACUCGUCCACCGAGCUGCCCGCCGUCACGAGCAUCCUAACCCGCCUUGCUGAGCCGGCGUACAAGAACUCAUCGUGGACAUUUACCGCGGGAUACUUUAACCCUGCGCCCUCCCUGACGAAGCUGCUACUCAACUCGGCAUCCACCAACAACGUCGUCAUUACCGCGUCGCCCGAGGCUAACGGGUUCUACAAAUCCCCUGGCGUAUCUGGUCUUCUGCCCGAUGCAUACACGCUUCUUGCGCGCAAGUUUGUCCACGGCGUCCACCACAACGGCCGCGCCGAUGCCAUUACUCUCAAGGAGUGGAAGUACGGUGUUGUCGGACAGCCUGGCGGCUGGACGUACCACGCCAAGGGCCUCUGGGUGACGAUGCCUGGCGACAGCGGGCCCUCACUGAGCAUCAUUGGCAGCUCCAACUAUACCAAGCGCAGCUACUCGCACGAUCUGGAGGUUGGCGCGCUGAUUGUCACGGAGAACGACGGGCUGAAGAAGAGCCUUGCCAAUGAGCAGCAGUGGCUCCAGGAGCAUGCUAGUGCUAUGACGAGGGACGACUUUGCGAGAAAUGAGCGCCGUGUUGGGCUCAAAGUGCGCAUUGCCAUGUGGAUUGUAUCUGCUGUUGGUGGUGCAUUGUAAAAUUAGGUGUUGAUGUGUAUAUUAUAUGUAAUUUUCUCCCUCUUGUGGCCCUUUCUUGUAUAACGGCUGUUUAUAAUACUAAAACGUAAUAGACAUUGUUGUAUUUCAUCCACAAUAUGCACAGGAUUCAUAGUGUUGGUAAGAAAAGAAGUGGAAACAAAGGAAGAAGGAAUAAUACAUUUUGGUGUCUAGUAGUAAUUUACAAUGGGUGUUAACCGCUCCUAUAUAGGUUUGUAGAGGACAGUUUAUGAAUUACAGCGUCUGCUUGCCCAGCUCCGGCGCCUGGGGUCCGGCGCCAUUGACAAAGACGCGCGUAACCAAAUCGCUUUGGUGCUGCUCAAUCAUCUCCUUGAGGACGCUCUUCUCCAUGACAACCUUGCCCGUCUCGAGCAGGUCCUUGACGUCGACAUCCCACAUCUCCAGCGCGCGGGCCUCCCACGGCACCUGCUCCAGACUCUCAUACAGCUUGUCACUGCGGCCGCCGGUGACAAAGAGCGAGCGGCCAUCGGCGCGGCCAAGGCCCAGAGUGUUGAGGACUCCAGUAGUGUACUUGGCGAGAUAGGCCUCACGCAGACCGUCCUGCAUGUGCUCGGCCUCGAGGGCAGUAAAGUCUUCGGGGUAGGGCAGCUCCAUGCCAUCUUCGCAGACAAUCAGCUCGCCUCGUCGGUAUCUGUAGCUGAGGGCAGUGCGCCAUGCCUUGUCGUAUACUUUGCGGUUGAGCUUGGUGCCAAAGUCGCGGGGCUGAGGACCAAAGGUCUUGCCACCACCGCGGAUCAGGGGACUCUGUCGCGUGCCUUGGCGAGCGCGGCCGCUGCCCUUUUGCGGGCGAAUCUUGCGGUGAGAACCGUGGACUUCGUAGCGGGUCUUGACGGAGGCAGUACCGGAUCGCGUGUUGUCGCCCUCGAAAACGACGGCGAGGUGGAGGAGGUCGCGGCGGAGCGGGAGGUAGAGGUGCUGGACGGACCACUGCUCCUGUGCUGUCGGCUCGAGGGAGGGGAAGCUGUGGAUGGUG
[Torrubiella] hemipterigena is the source of this 2669-nucleotide messenger RNA. The record is from the annotation of a GenBank genome assembly. NCBI's taxonomy places the organism in Eukaryota, Fungi, Ascomycota, Sordariomycetes, Hypocreales, Clavicipitaceae.